UGCGCAUGCGCGGGGUUCAGCCUCCGACAACAAGAAGCAGGAUCCAGGCAACAUGGCCGACCUGGGCAAGAAGUACUGCGUGAACUGCCUGGCGGACGUCACCAACCUGCGGCUCCGCUGCACCGACUGCCCCGAUAUCGAGCUGUGCCCGGAGUGCUUCUCGGCGGGGGCGGAGAUCGGGAACCACCGGAGAUGGCACGGCUACCAGCAGGUCGACGGCGGCCGCUUCUCCCUCUGGGGUCCCGAGGCAGAGGGAGGAUGGACCAGCAGGGAAGAGCAGUCGCUCCUCGAUGCGAUCGAGCAGUACGGGUUUGGAAACUGGGAGGACAUGGCCGCUCAUGUUGGAGCAUCACGUACCCCUCAGGAAGUCAUGGAACACUAUGUCACCAUGUACAUCCACGGAAACCUGGGUAAGGCCUGCAUCCCUGACAAUAUUCCCAACCGGGUAACCGACCACACCUGCCCAAGUGGGGGUCCCCUGUCGCCCAGCCUGACCACCCCUCUCCCCCCACUGGAUAUCACCCUGGCUGAGCAGCAGCAGCUGGGCUACAUGCCUCUGCGUGACGAUUAUGAGAUUGAAUAUGACCAGGACGCAGAGAAGCUCAUAAGCGGCCUCUCCGUGAACUACGACGACGAGGACGUGGAAAUUGAGAUGAAACGUGCCCACGUGGACAUGUAUGUGCGGAAGCUCCGAGAACGACAGAGACGUAAAAACAUUGCCCGAGACUACAACCUGGUGCCUGUGUUCCUCGGCCGAGACAAGAAAGACAAGGAGAAGGAGAAACCAGGAGCACAAGGAGUUGUGGGCACUGCUAGUGGUGUGGGCGGGGCGGGAGCUGGCGGUGGCACGAUCGGAUCAGGUUUGGCAACUGCAGCAGGAUCAGGCUCUGUUCCAAGUACACCCAAAAGAAAGAUCACCAAGGAAGAGAAGGAGCAGCGAGUGAGGCUGCGGGGGCUGUGCCAGUUCAUGGCCCAUCGGGAGUUUGAAGACUUCUUCGAGAACAUGCAUAAAGAGCGCGGGCUGAGGGCCAAGGUGCGUGAGCUGCAGCGCUACCGUCGAAACGGCAUCACCCGCCUGGAAGAGUCCGCCGAGUAUGAAGCCGCACGCCACAAACGGGAAAAGCGCAAAGAGAACAAAAGUGUGGUCACCUCCAAACGGGGCAGCGGAGGAGGAGGCGGGCUUGGCUCGGGGAUGGGGCUCGGAGGUGGAGCUGGAGGGGGAGGAGGCAUUGCUGGAGGGUUAGGGGUAGGAGGCGGGAUCAAAGAAGAAGGCAAAGAUGGCGAGUUUGCUGCCAUCGAGAAUCUGACAGGCUUUGAGCUGCUGUCGGACAGAGAGAAGGUCCUGUGCAACUCUCUCAACCUCAGCCCAGCGCGCUACCUGACUGUCAAAACCAUCAUCAUCAAAGAUCACCUGCAGAAACGGCAAGGCAUCCCCGCCAAGAGCCGACUACCCAGCUACCUGGACAAAGUCCUCAAGAAGCGCAUCCUCACCUUCCUCACAGAAAGCGGCUGGAUAUCCCGAGACGCCUCCUAGCAUAUUCCUUUGGUCAGGCAGCUGAUAGCUGAUUGGAUAUAAACUGUGGAGGCCGAACAAAACUACUGGGAUUCACCAUUUUUUUAUUCAAAGGUGACUUUGUGAAUAUGUACAUUGCAAAGAAGGAGGAUGCUGGGAAAAACACUUAUUUUCAUACCAAGGCUGGGAAGAAAAAUAAGCCUUUAUUUUUGCAUUUGGAAAGGGACGGGUUGAAUAUGAAUCUGUGGGUUCACAGUAGGUUUGUGUCCAUAUUGUUAUUACACGAUGAUAUUGACCCUGCUAACAAACAUAAUGUAGUUAUGGAGAUACUGAAGUGUUAUUGCAACAGCUUCAUUUAAGAUGCCUAAGGAGAUGUAUUUAAAAUCUAACUUUACAUCUGCUGGAAGUGGAGCGUUUCACACCUACGUUUAAAAUAAUCACCAUUGUGGUUUGUGAUUCCUGUCAACUUUGUUUCCUGUUUCAUCAGUGAAAGCUGGAUUCGGUAACUUUCCCACAAGAAGUAGAGCUGUCUGAUACUUUUAAGGACUUCAUUUCCCAGAAGCUGUCGUUUUUUUUAGUCCCGUUUCUUUCUUAAUGGCGACAAGGGAAGGAAAAGAAAAAGCAGAUCGUCGUUGUUUGUUAGUAUCAUGCCUCAACAAACGCAUUAGCAUGAAGCUAAAAAAAACCUUAUCAAAGAUUGCUUAAGUAUCGGUAUGGGGGGGGUUGGCCAGUGAGUAAACAAUAAGUGCCAAAGAUAUCAGAGGAGAUAAUGUGGAGGUCAGUGUUGCAUUACAGAGUCUGUCCAUCAGAGAGCGCUGUCAAAUUCUUUCUUUUCAAACGCAAAACUUCCCACAAAUGGUUCCUGAGAAACAAAUAUUCAUUCAAAUUAUAUUUGUAUUUUUAAAAAAGAAAUCUCUAGGUAUUAUUUAUUCAGAUUGUGAAUGUCAAAUCCUGACAGUUACAUUUUUCCAACUAAGCUCAGUAACACAGAGAAAAACUGAAAUACUGGGAACUUCAUGUAUGAGCCAUGCACUACAGGAGAGCAUUAGGACCUGGCUUAAGAAAAAUCCAUUUUGUGUUUUGAUAACGAAUGUUCAUUUCAAGAUUAUAGUCGAACUUUAAGAAUAAAUCAAAAGCAUCUGACUGCCUCUUAAAAACACCUUACCUGGAUGAGCCGGCUUCAGAAUGAGUUUUAGUAACAGGGAAAUUAUUUUUCUUUUAGCCAUAAACACAGUGUGAUAAUCAUUAUUAGAUUUUAGAUGUAGUCUGUUCAGGAGGAGAAACUCCACAAGCAGCUGCCAGAGACUGUUCUUGACAUUUCAACUUUAUUUUUGACAUUUUGACUUUAAUCUGAAAAUUUCUUCUGACUUUUUUUCUUAUUCCUAACCCUAGUGCUCUACUGUAAUUUACUAAUGGUGACAAGCUGAUCAAAAAACAUCUAUUUAGGGCCACAAAUCUAUUUCAGCCUCACAAAUGAAACUCCACAUUUGGUCAAAUUCAUCAUAAAGCUCUCUCUCUCUCUCUCUCUAUCUCAAAGAUUCACACAAUUGCAAUGACAAGGGACACAUCUGUAAAUGCAGACUGGUCGAAACAGCACCUUGGCUAACAGAAAGGAUCACAAGAGCUCACAGGAAACAUUUCGGGGCGCGUUCUAAUACGAGGUGUGAACAGGAGAGGUUGGGGCUGACCACUUGUGAUCAGAACUCUCAGGACGGAUGUACCGGCUGGAACAGGGCCCAUGACAACACACUGACUAACUAUAAAGCCUGAUUUCGUUCCUCCACAAAACUAUCCAUUCAUCCAACAAUUACUAAACUUGCUGGCAUCAGUACAGCUCCAACCCCCCCCCCCCCCCAGCAACCCCCAAAGGAUAAGCAGUAGAACGGAUGGAUAGCUUUGACACCAAAUGUGUAUUAAUCCGCCACGGGAAAUAGUCCUCAAAGUCAUUUGCCAAAAAAAAUUAUAUCGUGGGAAAAAAAACUACAGCUGUUUUAAGAAAAUGUACAUUUGCACACAGGCUCGAUGAAUUUUAAGAAAAGUUUUGUUUUGCUUGGUUUGUUGACACUAAGAAAAACGUAUCUUUUGGAUUUCUCUUUGCAGUAGAACCACGCAGCAACACACUGACAAUUCAAUAGAAAAACCGUCACAGUGAUUCAUUUUUAGACUUAGACCCAUUUCAAACAUGUUGUGUUUAGAUGUAUUAGUCGACUGUCACGGGUUGGUUGAAGCAUUGUAUUGUUAAAAUAAGACAUAAGCUUGUUUUGUUCAGGGGUCGGCUCAUAGGGCCAACAGUCCGUCUGACUCAGUGUGUCAGAGAGGCGAUGCUAAUAUCCCUCCUGUAACAACGUUGACAGCGACGACAUUGGCAGCUGAAGCUAUCUGAUGCUUUGUCAUUUUUCUCUUCUCCAGAUUUUGCCGGUGUCAUUCUGUCUGUGCUCCCGAAUGUUCCAAAGUGUUGUGGCGUAAAUGUCUCAAAAGGAAAAUAUGGCCGUCAGAUUCUUGUUGUUCCCAUUGGAGGGAACGAUGACUUUUGUAUGGGUGGAGGGUGGGGAGGGGGUCGCUCACUUUAUGUCACCAACUGUAAAUACGUUUGUAAGAUACAUUGAAAAAAAAAAAGAAAGUAUAAUUACUGACCUGUGAAAUGUACAGUAUUUUUGUCAUUGAAUUUUUUUUUAUAGUUUUUUGUAAUUAAAAAAAAUCAGAUGACAAAAGAAUGAUUUUCUGAGGCUUUUGGUAUCGUGAUGGCGUUUGGUCAUGUUACCGGUCUGAUACUGUUGAGGUGUGUUAGUGACCCGUCACCUUGUUGUCGCACACGACGAGGUUUGUAUGGAGAUUUAUUAAAAGUGCCACUACUUUAUUAUUCUAAAUGGUCCUGUUUCAUCUUCAACACAUUGUAGUCGAGGACUUGUUCAUCAAGGUGUGGACGUCUGAGCAUCGUUUAGAUGAGGUCACAUUGGUUACGAUGUUUGAAAGAAAUUUUAUCAUAGAAAUUUCAGUUUUCAGUUAGUAGGGCAAACAGUACAGUAGACAUGACCUGUACCGAGUAAUUUGAUUACAGUAAAUCAAAAAAAUACAAACUGACAGUUGGUUUUUGCAUGUUAUUAGAUUUUCUGACUUCCUUAACCAAGUGUGGCUUUGGGUGGAGUUCAAAUUAGCUCUGUGUUACACUGGACUAAGAUAUCAGGUUUUGGAUUAGCCCUAAUUUAUAAAAUCAUUUAAUUAACUUGGACAUUUGGAACUCAUGGAAUUUGUAGUUGGUGUAUUUAUCAACACCCUUAUUCUUUAAUGUGAGUAAAACGAGUCCACUGUCAUGUGAAGUACUUCUACUAAUGGCAGGUAGAGGCUGAUUGUUUCACUUGAAGACACAAUGAAUAUGAUCAAGAGCUUAUGUUUCAUUUAUUUGAAGAUAAAAUGUGUAAAAGGAACAAGUCUUUCAGAUUAUUGUGAUACUGUGACAGUCUGGACAAACUGGUCAAAACACUUCUUUAUUCUAUUGGUUUAUAGAUAUGUGACUGUUUCA
Molecule: messenger RNA, 5033 nt
Organism: Paralichthys olivaceus (Japanese flounder)
Lineage: Eukaryota; Metazoa; Chordata; Actinopteri; Pleuronectiformes; Paralichthyidae
Gene: tada2b
Product: transcriptional adaptor 2B
Biological process (GO): chromatin remodeling; regulation of transcription by RNA polymerase II
Cellular component (GO): nucleus; SAGA-type complex
Molecular function (GO): transcription coactivator activity; zinc ion binding; chromatin binding
Source: RefSeq, a predicted model, not a curated record